Nerophis lumbriciformis (worm pipefish) is the source of this 2141-nucleotide messenger RNA. It is a transcript of the gene ush1c, whose product is annotated as Usher syndrome 1C. Gene Ontology annotation, biological process: sensory perception of sound; retinal cone cell development; inner ear receptor cell stereocilium organization. Gene Ontology annotation, molecular function: protein binding. Gene Ontology annotation, cellular component: cilium; stereocilium tip; stereocilia ankle link complex. The record is from RefSeq and is a predicted model, not a curated record. Lineage: Eukaryota; Metazoa; Chordata; Actinopteri; Syngnathiformes; Syngnathidae.
ACUCAUUGUAGCUUUACAGACCUGCCUCGGCUGAUUUGUGCCAAACACCAUUCAUAGUUCAUCUCACGACACCGUGUUGGCUAAAACUUGUUUUUUUUGCUAUGGAGCGCAAAGUUGCUCGAGAGUUCCGCCAUAAGGUGGAGUUGCUGAUUGAAAAUGAAGCAGAAAAAGACUACCUUUACGAUGUCCUUCGCUUGUAUCACCAGUCCAUGGAAUUGCCAGUGCUUGUUGGUGACCUGAAGCUGGUAAUCAAUGAACCAAAGCGUUUGCCUCUGUUUGAUGCCAUCCGGCCUCUCAUCCCACUCAAACACCAAGUGGAGUAUGACCUGCUAACCCCCAAGAGGUCCAGGAAGCUGAAAGAGGUGCGUUUAGAUCGGACACAUCGUGAUGGGCUGGGACUGAGUGUUCGAGGAGGGCUGGAGUUUGGAUGCGGUCUUUACAUAUCACAGAUUGUCAAAGAUGGCCAGGCUGGGAAUGUUGGCCUUCAGGUUGGUGAUGAGAUUGUGCGUAUCAAUGGAUACUCCAUCUCCUCUUGUAUCCACGAGGAGGUCAUAAGUCUUAUCAAGACGAAGAAAAUCGUAUCACUCAAAGUCAGACAUGUGGGGAUGAUUCCUGUAAAAAGCUCAUCUGAUGAACCCCUCAAGUGGCAGUUCGUGGACCAGUUUGUGUCUGAUUCUGGGGAGAAUAAAAGCAGUGUUGCUGGUUUGGUAUCGAUUGGAGGGAAGGAGAUCAAGGAGAAGAAGGUCUUUCUCAGCCUGGUGGGCACCAAGGGCAUGGGUAUCAGUAUCUCCAGUGGUCCCACACAGAAACCUGGCAUCUACAUCAGUAAUGUCAAAGCAGGCUCACUUUCCGCGGAGGUUGGACUUCAAGUUGGAGACCAGAUUGUGGAGGUGAAUGGAAUAGACUUCACCAAUGUGGACCACAAAGAGGCUGUGAGAGUCCUGAAAAGCAGCAGGAGUCUGACUAUUACUGUUCUGACAGGAGCUGGCAGUGAGCUGUUUAUGACAGAUGAGGAGCGGCUGGCAGUGGAGGCUCGCAGGGAGCUGGAGAGGCAGGAGCUGAUGCAUCAGAAGAGGGUGGCUCUGGAGACUAACAAGAUCCUUAAAGAGCAACAGGAGAUGGAGAGGCAGAGAAUGAUGGAAAUCUCACAGAAGACUGCAGAGGAAGAGCAGCGCUACAAGAAGGAGAUGGAGAAGAUUGAGGCAGUAGAGAGGAAACACCACAGAGAUUGGGAGGAGGAUUAUGGAACUGAAGAGCAGCCCCAUAGUCGUCAGAUUCAGAGGAGCCCUUCACCUGCCCCACCUGAGAUCAAAACCUCCCAGUCUCCGAAGGCCAAAAGUUCUCAUGAUGAAGGCAGCUCAGAGGAGGUCACGGAAGAUAAGGAGGACAGACAAGGCUUUCAGAAAUACUUGGAGGACUUCGAUCCCCACUCAAUGUUUUCAUCAGACCAGAUAGCAGGACGCGACGUGAGAUUACUCAGGAUCAGAAAGGUGGGACAGCUGGACUUGGCUCUGGAGGGGGGUGCAGACUCACCUUUGGGGAAGUUAGUGAUAUCGUCUGUGUAUGAGGGAGGGGCUGCAGACAAGCACGGUGGUAUUGUAAAUGGAGAUGAACUCAUGGCUGUUAAUGGGAAGAUCUUGAUCGACGCAACACUGACUGAAGGGCAAAAUUCUCUGGCCCGAGCCUGGAAUAGUGGAGGGGACUGGAUUGAUGUUGUCAUUGCAGUGUCGCCCCCAAAAGAAUAUGAGGAUGAAGUAACAUUCUUCUAAUUCCACCAACCAGUCUGAUUAAGAAGAAGGAGCUUUAAAAUCUUGAAGAUUCCCUCAGGACACCAAAUCACACUUUCCUGAUGUUUUUCAGCUGCAUCGGUCUCUCUGUGGUUCUUACUUUGCAUGGCAAAUUUAAGAAAAAAGAUCUUGUCAAUAGACUGCAUUCUUUGUCUUUAUCUGUGAAGGAUGCUUUGAUCAAUAUUUCAUUUUACUCCAGUAAUCCCUUCCACUGCUGUGAGGCAUGGUCAUGAAGCCUUCUGCGUUAUAUGGAAACAGGAUCAAGGGUAUGUGUUUCAUUGGUCUGUGGGAAAAAGACGUGACCAAUUUUAAGUCAAGUCCACUCUCUCAAUUGUAAUAAAGGAAUUAUCAAUG